CAGCAAUAAAGGAACACUCAGAUCUGGUUGAUAUGACAGUAAAGGACUUGGAUGCUCAUAUCGAACAAUUAAAAUAUAAAAUUUUAGAAAAGAUUGAUAACGAUGCAAAAUCUUUGAGAAAUGCACUCCAGCGAGAAACUUUAUUUAACAGUGAGGCAAACAAUGAGCUUGGGGUAUUAGAAAAUAUAGUUAAUGAAGUGAAUACUUUGAGUCUUAGAACAGUGGAUAUAUCUAAAUUUAAAGAAAUCAUUGAUAAACAUGUUGAGGAUCAAGGAGCAGCUAAAAUCAAAGAAUUCUUCAAAAAUGAAAAACUUUGAUAUUCAAAAUGGAGCAUACAGGAUAUAUUUAUUUUGAAUUGAAACUCAACAAUGAAGAACAAAUUCUCAGAAUUUAUGAAAAAGACCCUCAAAGAUACUAUUUAUGCAAUUCUUUAAAAUUCAAUUUCAAA
Moneuplotes crassus is the source of this 448-nucleotide messenger RNA. Lineage: Eukaryota; Ciliophora; Spirotrichea; Euplotida; Euplotidae. The record is from the annotation of a GenBank genome assembly.